UUAAAAAUAAAAAUAAUUUAUAAAUAAAUAAAUUAUUUUAUUUAAAAAUAAAAAUAUGCCGAUCGAACAUAAUGGAUAUCAUCUUGGACGAGGAUGUCUCGUUAAAAAUAAACCUCAAAUGCAACAUUUAUAUUGUACGAGUCGUGGACUGGGCCAAUGUGAAGUAACUGGACAACUGAAUUUGAACACUCAUGAAAUUGUCAUUACUGGUGAUCAUAAUCAUCCACCUGUCAAGUACGAAAAGCAGGUCCAGGAGUUCAAAGAUGAUAUGAAAGCUCGAGUUGAAACAUCAUUUAGAUCACCUAAAUCCAUUUAUGAUGCCAUUUCAUCAUUACCCAGGUAUUCAGAAGUUGCUCAAUUUUAUCCAUGGGACACAGCAAAAUCAGGAUUAUAUAAAUUGAAAAAACAACUACCAACUAUCACAAGAUUUUGUCAAGUUGAACCAGUCCUCAGUCGACCCCAAUUGUCUUCUAUAUCAAGGCAUGAAAAUGCUGAAUUAUGGACUACUAAAAUACAUAGUUCAACUGGUGCACAAGCCCUGAUAAUCGGAGAUGAAAGAUUGGCCUUGGGUUUGAAUCCAACUUACAUAUUUCUGAGUACAACUCGUGGUGUAUUGCCAACAACUGAAAAUACACAAGAAGUGUUAUUUUUAAUGGGAAAAUUUGAAAACCACGUAUUUUUAAUUGCAUCUGUUCUUUUAACUCACCAUCAACAAGAACUCAUUAAUAUGGCAAUACAAACAUUACAACAAAAAUACUUGACAAGACCAGAAAAUAUUUUGAAAAUUAGUGGAUCUGUUGAUUUGGUUAAUGCAGCUUCGCCUAUAUUUACAAAUGCUGAAAAAAAAGUUUCAUUUUAUGAAAUUAAUAAGUUCUUGAUAGGAACUGCAAUUGCAGAAGGCAUUGAUGUUGAAAACAACGAAAAUCAAGAAAUAUUACUCAAGUUGGCUUGUGUAAGCUUACUGCCACCUGAACAUGUUGGUCCAGGAAUCAUGUUAAUUAAAUCUCCACUUGAAGGAGCCUUGUUGACUUUGACACAUCUUUAUUGGAAUAAAUAUAGAUCUGUUCUAAAUGAAAAAUCAUGUUAUAAAGAUAUUGAUUCAUUCGAUGAUGCUGCUUGGCUUCAUUGCUGUAAAAGGCAAACAUUACAUAAUAAAAGACAUGAAGUCAUUUUUUGGGAAUAUUUUCAUAUAUCUUUGGGGAUCACAGAAGACCAACACCUUGAAAAAAUGAAAAUACAAGAACGAAAAAGAGUUGUCAAAACAUUACCUCUUCGUUCUUGUUUAAAUACAAAACCCAGAGACAGUAAAUCACAAAAAAUUCAACGGCUGUGGACUAUGUAUGAAAAUAAACAAGUCAAUCUUGAAAGAUUUUUAUUUUUGGCAAUGCAACAUGCCAACGGAUUUUUUAAAAAUCUAAUAUACAAUAAAUCAGCAUUUUUGGGACCAACAUUUCCAAUUCGUGUAAAUGAAGUACCAACAGUUCCAGUUGUUGAAGAACCAACUGUACCAGUUGUUGUUCCAGUUGUACCAGUUGCUGAAGAAGUAACUGUUCCAAAUGUUGAAGAACCAACUGUUCCAGUUGUUGAAGAACCAACAGCUGUAUUUGUUGAAGAACCAACAGCUUCAGUAGCACAUACAGCUGUUGUAACACGUGAUGAAAACUCUGAUGAUGAGAGUAACUCUGAGUUGGAGAGUGAAGAAGAAGACGUGGACUCAGAAGAAGAUAACGAAGUUUAUGAUUUAACAAAUUAUGACCUCAGUUGUCAUCAAUGCAAAAUUAAACGUGCUGAUCACAUCAACAAUCCAUGUGGCCAUUUGUUGUAUUGUCAACGUUGUGUUUGUUUCCUUGUUUCUAAAACAAGAACUGAAGACAUACGUUUAAAUUGUCCAGUUCAACAAUGUCAUAAACAGUUGACAAACUUUACAAAAAUAUUUGUUCAAGAAGCUGAAGAGGAAGAAAAAUCAAUAAUUUGUAAUAUGUGUAUGUCAAGACCAAUAAGUAAAAUGGGCACACAAUGCAAGCAUCUUUCAGUAUGCACCACUUGCUGGAACAAAUGGGCAGUUACAAGUAGUAAAAUGUAUGGUGGUCAAGUUCGUUGCCCAAGUUGCAAUAUUGGAAAUUUUUUUACUCGUGAAAUAACAAUUCGUGAAAAAUCAGAUAAUUGAACAAUUUUUUUGUCAUAUGAUAAUUGAUAUG
Messenger RNA from Aphidius gifuensis, 2198 nucleotides. RefSeq lists its product as uncharacterized. NCBI's taxonomy places the organism in Eukaryota, Metazoa, Arthropoda, Insecta, Hymenoptera, Braconidae. The transcript has 7 exons. Bases 56 to 2167 code for a protein of 703 amino acids. The record is from RefSeq and is a predicted model, not a curated record.